GCUUCCGGCCCGCGGGAGGCUGGGGGUUCCUGGCCGCCACCCGCGAUCGCGACAUGUGAGUCAGCCGCCCUUCACGUCUCCGCCCGCCGCUGACCGGCUGAGAGGGUGGGGAGCGGAGCAGCCGGGUGCCGGCGCGGACCCCCGACCGACGCCUCGGCCCACACAAUGCGCGGAGGGGGCGGCUGGCAGAGCGCAGUAAAUGCGGCGGAGAUCGGCGGCCUGAGUGGGGUGGAGCUGGCGCGGGGUUUGAACCGCCUGGGUGUUGGGCCUGGGGUUUCUGCCAGGCCCUUGCCCGGAAGGGCUGGAAACCAAGAAGUGAGGGGUCUCAGGCCUCACCCCGGGGCUGUUCGUGCCAACACCUGUUGCGAGCUCCCUGCCUCCCAAAAACUGGAACAGCUCAAUCAAUACCCAGACUUUAACAACUACCUGAUUUUUGUUCUUACAAAAUUAAAAUCUGAAGAUGAACCCACAAGAUCAUUGAGUGGUCUAAUUUUGAAGAAUAACGUGAAAGCACACUUUCAGAACUUCCCAAAUGGUGUAACAGACUUUAUUAAGAGUGAAUGCUUAAACAAUAUCGGUGACUCCUCUCCUUUGAUUAGAGCUACUGUAGGUAUUUUGAUUACAACUAUAGCCUCCAAGGGAGAAUUGCAGAAUUGGCCUGACCUCUUACCAAAACUCUGUAGCCUGUUGGAUUCUGAAGAUUACAACACUUGUGAGGGAGCAUUUGGUGCCCUUCAGAAGAUUUGUGAAGAUUCUGCUGAGAUUUUAGACAGUGAUGUUUUAGAUCGUCCUCUCAACAUCAUGAUUCCUAAAUUUUUACAGUUCUUCAAGCACAGUAGUCCAAAAAUAAGGUCUCAUGCUGUUGCCUGUGUCAAUCAGUUUAUCAUCAGUAGAACUCAAGCUCUGAUGUUGCACAUUGAUUCCUUUAUUGAGAAUCUCUUUGCAUUGGCUGGUGAUGAAGAACCAGAGGUACGGAAAAAUGUGUGCCGGGCACUUGUGAUGUUGCUUGAAGUUCGAAUGGAUCGCCUGCUUCCUCACAUGCAUAAUAUAGUUGAGUACAUGCUGCAGAGGACCCAAGAUCAAGAUGAAAAUGUGGCUUUAGAAGCCUGCGAAUUUUGGCUCACUUUGGCUGAGCAACCAAUAUGCAAAGAUGUACUCAUAAGGCAUCUUCCCAAGUUGAUUCCUGUGUUAGUGAAUGGCAUGAAGUACUCAGAUAUAGAUAUCAUCCUACUUAAGGGUGAUGUUGAAGAAGAUGAGACAAUUCCUGAUAGUGAACAGGACAUAAGGCCACGUUUUCAUCGAUCAAGGACAGUGGCUCAGCAGCAUGAUGAAGAUGGAAUUGAAGAGGAAGAUGAUGAUGACGAUGAAAUUGAUGAUGAUGAUACAAUUUCUGACUGGAAUCUAAGAAAAUGUUCUGCGGCUGCCCUAGAUGUUCUUGCAAAUGUGUAUCGUGAUGAGCUUUUGCCACAUAUUUUGCCCCUUUUGAAAGAAUUACUUUUUCAUCAUGAAUGGGUUGUUAAAGAAUCAGGCAUCUUGGUUUUAGGAGCAAUUGCUGAAGGUUGCAUGCAGGGCAUGAUUCCAUACCUACCUGAGCUCAUUCCUCACCUUAUUCAGUGCCUCUCUGAUAAAAAGGCUCUUGUGCGUUCCAUAACGUGCUGGACUCUUAGCCGCUAUGCACACUGGGUAGUCAGCCAGCCCCCAGACACGUACCUGAAGCCAUUAAUGACAGAACUGCUAAAGCGUAUCCUGGAUAGCAACAAAAGAGUACAAGAAGCUGCCUGCAGUGCCUUUGCUACCCUGGAAGAGGAGGCUUGUACAGAACUUGUUCCUUACCUUGCUUAUAUACUUGAUACCUUGGUCUUUGCAUUUAGUAAAUACCAGCAUAAAAACCUGCUCAUUCUUUAUGAUGCCAUAGGAACAUUAGCAGAUUCAGUAGGACAUCACUUAAACAAACCUGAAUAUAUUCAGAUGCUAAUGCCUCCACUGAUCCAGAAAUGGAACAUGUUAAAGGAUGAAGAUAAAGAUCUCUUCCCUUUACUUGAGUGCCUAUCUUCAGUUGCCACAGCCCUGCAGUCUGGCUUCCUUCCAUACUGUGAACCUGUGUAUCAGCGUUGUGUAAACCUAGUACAGAAGACUCUUGCACAAGCAAUGCUGAACAAUGCUCAACCAGAUCAGUAUGAGGCUCCAGAUAAAGAUUUUAUGAUCGUGGCUCUUGAUUUACUCAGUGGCCUGGCUGAAGGACUUGGAGGCAACAUUGAGCAGCUAGUAGCCCGCAGUAACAUUCUGACACUAAUGUAUCAGUGCAUGCAGGAUAAAAUGCCAGAGGUUCGACAGAGUUCCUUCGCCCUGUUAGGUGAUCUGACAAAAGCUUGCUUUCAGCAUGUUAAGCCUUGUAUAGCUGAUUUCAUGCCAAUAUUGGGAACCAACCUAAAUCCAGAGUUCAUUUCAGUCUGCAAUAAUGCUACAUGGGCAAUUGGAGAAAUCUCCAUUCAAAUGGGUAUAGAGAUGCAGCCUUAUAUUCCUAUGGUGUUGCACCAGCUUGUAGAAAUCAUUAACAGACCCAACACACCAAAGACGUUGUUAGAGAAUACAGCAAUAACAAUUGGUCGUCUUGGUUACGUUUGUCCUCAAGAGGUGGCCCCCAUGCUACAGCAGUUUAUAAGACCCUGGUGCACCUCUCUGAGAAACAUAAGGGACAAUGAGGAAAAGGAUUCAGCAUUUCGUGGGAUUUGUACCAUGAUCAGUGUGAAUCCCAGUGGAGUAAUCCAAGAUUUUAUAUUUUUUUGUGAUGCUGUUGCAUCAUGGAUUAAUCCAAAAGAUGAUCUGCGAGACAUGUUCUGUAAGAUCCUUCAUGGAUUUAAAAAUCAAGUUGGGGAUGAAAAUUGGAGGCGUUUCUCUGACCAGUUUCCGCUUCCCUUAAAAGAGCGUCUUGCAGCUUUUUAUGGUGUUUAAUCUCAUACACUUAAGCUGCAGUCCCAUAAUUAGGGGUCCUUCAGUCUUGGAGACUAUGAGGGAGCCUCUGCACCCAGGGAAAAUGUUACCCUUUACAGGGGGGAAGGGUAAACCAGUAGGGAAUACAGUACAAUCCCAACCCUACUGGGAGGGGCGGGAGGGAGGUGUUGCCGUCACUGUAUUAAGUCGCUGUUGGGAAACGUUUUAACAUCUGGAGCCUUUGUGGGUGGAAAUCUGUCUCCAAUUACAACUCUGCACUGGAUGUGAAGAAAAAAAAAAAAGAAAAA
Messenger RNA from Mesoplodon densirostris (Blainville's beaked whale), 3239 nucleotides. It is a transcript of the gene TNPO1, whose product is annotated as transportin 1. Bases 166 to 2952 code for a protein of 928 amino acids. Gene Ontology annotation, biological process: protein import into nucleus. The transcript is spliced from 24 exons. Lineage: Eukaryota; Metazoa; Chordata; Mammalia; Artiodactyla; Ziphiidae. Gene Ontology annotation, cellular component: cytoplasm; nucleus. Gene Ontology annotation, molecular function: small GTPase binding; nuclear import signal receptor activity. The record is from RefSeq and is a predicted model, not a curated record.